GGUUCCUCUUUCCCUUGUCACGCGUAACAUACCACUCCAAAAUCAAAACCACCUCUCCCUGACUCUCUGCAUUUUAGUACAGAGAUGGCAGACGAAAACGGAGUGCCGAUUUGGAUGCGCAACCGGUCCAAUCCCUUGGCAACUACAACCGUGGUGGACUACAACAUCCGCAACAAUACCUACAACCUAUACGACGUCACUUUCGAAGCCCACAACAUCCACACCCUUGUCACCCAUCACCCCUCCCAAGUCGAUAGGUGGCUCUCCAACAACGCCGGCCGUCGCCAGGGCCUCAUGGUGGGCCUGGACGUUGAGUGGCGGCCCAACACUCAACCCAACACGCAAAACCCCGUAGCCACUCUCCAACUCUGCGUGGGUCACGCCUGCCUCGUCUUCCAGAUUAUUCACUCUCCUUUCUUUUCUCACUCUCUCGAUUCCUUCCUCCAAGAUCCUAACGUUACUUUCUUCGGCGUUGGGAUACGCGCUGAUGCCGAGAAGCUUCUUCGAGAUUAUGGCCUCUACGUCGCGAACGUGUAUGACCUUCGUUCUCUGGCUGAGGCUAAGCUUCGGGGUUACCCUCAUCUGAGGCAGGCUGGGCUGAAGACACUGUGCCUCCAUGUUCUCGGAGUGGACGUUGAGAAGCCGCAGAGUAUCACCAGGAGUUUCUGGGAUAAUACCCGGCUUACCGCGGAACAGGUUCAGUAUGCUUCCAUUGAUGCCUUCCUCUCCUAUGAGAUUGGACGCCGGUUGAUUGAACGCGAUAUUUGGUAGUUCUCUUCCCCUAUAGUUUCUCGCUGCUGUCUUUGCUAGGUGAGUAGUAGCUUAUGCUGUUUCUAUCAUUUCUUGCUAGCUAAUUAGCCUCUGCAGUUUCUGUCAUUUCUCUCUGCAGUUUCUGUCAUUUCUCUCUCUUGUUUCUGCCAUUUCUCAUUGUUACUUUUGCGUGUUAUGUUUGCAUUCCGAAAGUCUGUUUCUAUGUUUCUGAAUUGAGGACCUUCAAUUACCGAUGUCUGUGAUUCUGCU
Messenger RNA from Vigna umbellata (rice bean), 1020 nucleotides. RefSeq names its product 3'-5' exonuclease-like. Gene Ontology annotation, molecular function: 3'-5' exonuclease activity; nucleic acid binding. NCBI's taxonomy places the organism in Eukaryota, Viridiplantae, Streptophyta, Magnoliopsida, Fabales, Fabaceae. Gene Ontology annotation, biological process: nucleobase-containing compound metabolic process. Gene Ontology annotation, cellular component: nucleus; cytoplasm. The record is from RefSeq and is a predicted model, not a curated record.